UACUAUAUUUUUAAUACCUACCUAGUUGUAUGACGUCUCCCACGCUAGUUUUAUAUCCCCGAAUUUAGUAGUGAAAUCAUUUGUGUCGGUUAGCAUGUAAGUACUUACUUUAUAAUUAGAACCAAUGUCUGCAGACACUCAUUUUACAAAUGAUAACAAUUUAUCAGAUGACCCAUUAAAUUUACAGUGCUAAGGAAAAAAUAAAUAAAAUGGGUAAAAAGGGGGUAAACAAGCUGGCUAAGAUGUCUGAUGAGGAGCGCGCGCGGUACCUGCAGCAUCGCGCCGACCUGGAGGAGGAGGCUCGUCGGAGGAAGAGGGAGCUUAUUGCCAGGUUCAUCAAGAACAAAUUAGACAAGGAAGAAGCAUACAGUCGUAUGAACACCGCUAAGAUCAAUCAAGAAUGGCGGUACAUUUUGAGAAAGAUCAAAUGCAAGCAAAUGGCUUUGGAUAUUCAAGGCAUGAUGACCAGCUUCAACUUCAUGAUGGAGCGGAAAGACCGCCUGCUGAAGUUUCUGCUGGAAUCCAUCGAGGACGCGGAUGACCAGCACCGCCACGCCUUCCAAACUCAUACCGAGAAUCUUAGCUAUUUCCUCAAUAUCGGCACUGUACGUUUAGACAAAUUGCAAGCCGAAUACGACUAUCAAAAGAACACGCUUCUCGAAAAUUGGGACAAAGAAGAGUUGGAAAUUACUGAAAAACAAGAGCGAGCAGAGUUCAAACUGAGAAUCAUAACUUUCAAACAAGAGUGCGACUUUCAGACCUUCAAGAAAGAGAAAGAGCUGCAAAGAGCCACAUCUAAAAAUGACGCCAGACUUGAGCAUGAAGAAGAACUGCGCAGCUUUUGUCGUCCGAAGCAGUUGGAGAUCGAGGGUUAUUGGGCCAAACUCCGGGAAGUGUAUAACUCCUACCUGGAACAGCACAAUCCUAUCAUGGCGCAUUAUCAGAGCCUGAGGGAGAAAGACGAUUUCUACAGACGGGAUAUUGCAAGGAAUGAUGCGCAUAUACAGCAGAUGUCGGAAACACUAAUGAACUUACAAAAAGAGUUUGUCAGAAAUACGCACACGAUAUCGUCAAAGUUGGCAAAAAUGGCGAAACAUAAGGAAGCGCUGACCAAAAGGUACUGGCAGCUGAAGAAAAGUUCGAAGCAGGAGCUGAGCAGGGGUGGAGAGAAGCUGGCCAUUUUAGUGGACGCUAGCCAGGCAGCGAUAAAGCGUUUAGAAGAAGUAAAAGAAAAAUUGGAUAAGAUCUUACAACUGGAAGAGAUUUGUAGUAAAUUUGAGUACAAAGAGGACGAGGAGAGAGAGAUAGAAGUCGAAGACGACGGUGGACAGCUAGUUGAGUUUGAAAACUUGGACAAUGCGAUGAUUAAACAAUGCAAAGAAUUCAGCAAAAUGGAUAAAUUUAUGUUGAAAAUGAACCGUGUGAAGGUCCAGUCACUGUGUCUGAAAGCGGAGAAGGCGAAACUAGUCAAAGAGAACACGCAGUUAAAGUUGUACAUCAAGAGAUACUUGACCGAACUGGCGCUCCGGGGUCCAGAGCGCCCCUUGAGUGUGAAGAUACAGGGUGUGCAGAAAAUAGAUGCUACAGGAAAAGUUUUAAAUCACCCAGUGACCUGUAUAGAAGGAGCUUUAUCCAAUGCUGUGCAGCAUGAAAAGCGUAUGAAAAUAUUGGAAAAGAGAAACAAGGAGAUAGGAGGAGUGAGGGCCUACCCUAGGGUUCAAUGUUGGAUGUAACUACAGAAAUUGGAUGUAACCUUAUUAGAGUCAAAUCCCUCUCAACUUUGUUACAUCCCAUUAGCAUUUAUUAAGUUAUUAAGUUAAUUUUUACAUUACAUUAGAACUGUAGAGUUCUAAUGUAAUGUAAAAAUUAACUUAAAAAUUUGGCUUUGAUUUAACAACUAGUUUGCGCAGCACCUGCCUGACAUCAAAUUACUUUUUGGGAAUGCUAUUGCUGCCUGUCAACUGUUAAGGCUAUGUAUCCCUUAGCCACCUCAUGACAUGGGAAGGUGAAACUACAUGCCAAACUUGCUGACUUCAAUAAGUAAAAAAAAUGUUUGAGACAUGGUCUGUCAAUCAGGCUUUGGUGAACUAAGCCUGAUUAAAGACAGAGUAAGCAUAAAUUCUGUUGCUAGAACUUACAACACUCUUAACUACACAGACCAAUACGCAGUAAUAUUAUAAGUAUUAAAAAUAACAAUAAUGUAAGCAUUAAGUUGAUCUUGAUUUUAAAUAAAAUUAAAUAUAUUAAAUUAAAAUAAACCACAUUUUUAA
Molecule: messenger RNA, 2270 nt
Organism: Plodia interpunctella (Indianmeal moth)
Lineage: Eukaryota; Metazoa; Arthropoda; Insecta; Lepidoptera; Pyralidae
Exons: 9
Coding region: 210-1733 (507 amino acids)
Biological process (GO): regulation of cilium movement; cilium-dependent cell motility; axonemal dynein complex assembly
Cellular component (GO): axoneme; axonemal dynein complex
Source: RefSeq, a predicted model, not a curated record